Molecule: messenger RNA, 216 nt
Organism: Fusarium sp. VM40
Lineage: Eukaryota; Fungi; Ascomycota; Sordariomycetes; Hypocreales; Nectriaceae
Source: the annotation of a GenBank genome assembly
AUGGUUGCUGUUUCCCCCAAAGAUCUUCGGAACAUGAUCUCCACCGUGGAUCUUGAGAUCAUAUACCCCCUAAGUUUCCCAGACAAGACAUCUACGUGGACGCAACCACCAAGCCUGGGUAGAUUGCCAGCAGAAGCGAAAGGUGCCAUCACAUGCGAAGACCUCAACAAGGCCCUCUGCGGUUAUGAGCUCACACAUACGGACUGCGAUAGUUGA